CCUUUUUCUGCUGCUAGAGCGAUCCUUGAUGUUGGGACUGGGCCGGGGGUCACUAUUGGGAAGCUUAUUGAAAGUUAUGGUUCUCAAUUCUCUUCUGGUGCGCGUUUGUAAGAAAUAUGUUUCUCUGGUCUUCCCUCUCUGGUUCUUAUUUCUGGGGAGUUGGAAAGAUUAUUCAUAGUUCAUUGUGUCUUUCGAGUUGGAAGGUUCAUUUUAUUUUCCAAGUUGAUACGAAUUAUCGUGAUCACUACUCUCAGUUGAUAAUUGACCUUCCAAUAUUCUAGUGAAGAAAGAACAAACACUAACACAUACACAGGAUCGCAUCAGAUUUCAGCGCUGGAAUGAUCGAACAAGUCCAGAAACGCCAGAAAGAAGAGCAGGACAGCAACCCAAUCUGGAGCAGAGUAGAGGCCAAGGUUCUUGAUGCCCAAGUCCUAGAUGGAAUUGAGGAUGCGUUUAUCAGCCACAUUACCGGCACCAUGGUGUACAAUCUAGUGUCGAAUGGCCGACAGGCUCUCGAGGCUGCGCAUCGAGUUCUCCAGCCUGGAGGGAUCAUUGGGAUGACGCUCGGCGCUGGGGCGGAGUGGAUGGAAAUGAUGGCCCAAGCCGCCAAGAAGAUCCGUGGCGAAACAGCUCCAGUCUACCAAUUCCCCAAAGGCUACGGCACCGUUGAAGGUAUCCGAGCCGAGUUCGAAACAGUCGGAUUUAGUGCCGAGUGUGUUGAGCUAAUUGAGUCGUUUAUGGAUGUCUCGGAUCCGAAGCCACUUGUUGAUAUGUUCAUCCGAGGUAAGAAUCCCGGGGCGAUGUUCUUCGUUGCCGAUUAUACGGAGGCAGAGUUGGAUGCGUAUGUGGAAGAGGUCUUGAGGUUGAUUGAGGAAAAGUAUCCUGAGUUGCCGAGGAAGCUGAAGGGGCUUAUGAUUGUUGCUGUUGGGAAGAAAUUGGGUUAAGGGCAUGACGUUUGUGGGAAUCUGCAAUAUUCCACAGUGGACAGAUGUACUCGUUGAAUUAAGCUUGAACCUCGAAAUCGAUUUGAUUCUUGGAUACCUGAAGCUAUUGCUAGCUAGAUUACUCUAUCUGGCACCCAACUUUAC
Molecule: messenger RNA, 1088 nt
Organism: Mollisia scopiformis
Lineage: Eukaryota; Fungi; Ascomycota; Leotiomycetes; Helotiales; Mollisiaceae
Exons: 2
Coding region: 339-944 (201 amino acids)
Source: RefSeq, a predicted model, not a curated record